CGUCUGUCCACAUCCCGCCAAUUGCGCCGCUAUUGAAACCCUCCACCUCUCCCGCGACGCCAACUGCCCACCUUCCAACACCCUCGCGCGUCCCGUACCAUCGCAGCCGGCCUGCCCACAAGCGACCGUAGCCCACCAUGUACCACCUUGCAAAGGGCCUCUACCUCCUGGCCACCAGCAAAGAAGAGUACUCCGUCAUCCUCCUCGGCCUCGACAAUGCCGGCAAGACGACCUUCCACGAGCAGGUCAAGGCACUCUUCCUCCCCGGUAACCCAGAGCCGAAGCUCAAGACAGUGCCGACGGUAGGGCAGAACGUCUCGACCAUCACGCUGCCGGACAUGUACCUGAAGAUCUGGGACGUGGGCGGCCAGCACUCGCUGCGCCGGCUGUGGCAGAGCUAUUACGCCUCGGCGCACGCCAUCGUCUUCAUCAUCGACUCGACCGACAUUGGCGACGGGAACAUCGAGCACGACAGCUCGGGGCGCCUCGACGAGUGCCGCCUCGUGCUGGAGGACGUGCUGCAGCACUCCGAGACCGAAGGCGUGCCCGUGCUGGUGCUCGCCAACAAGCAGGACCGCGAGGACUGCGUCGAGGUCGUGAGGAUCAAGGAGGGGCUCGUGAAGAAGGUGUUUGAGGGCGAGAAGGCGAGCAGCAUCCGUGACUCGAGGGUGCUGCCCGUCAGCGCCCUGACGGGGACCGGCGUCAAGGAGGCGGUGGAGUGGGUCAGAUCAAGAGUGAAAUGGAAUAAGGAGUCGAGACCGCCGGUGAUGCGGUAGUCGUCAUCACCAUCGUUGCCAGGGACGGUUGUUUUACGAGGCAUGAAAUUCACAAGGGGAACCAUUAGAAUGGCGUUUGCUGGAGUUGGAAAGCCCGACGGCGAGGGCCAACGCGGUUCACACACAGUUUGCAGGCAUUGAAUCUUUCGAAGCGUAUAUGGCU
This is a messenger RNA of Colletotrichum destructivum, 939 nucleotides long. Its product is annotated as Putative small GTPase superfamily, ARF/SAR type, P-loop containing nucleoside triphosphate hydrolase. The transcript is spliced from 2 exons. The record is from RefSeq and is a predicted model, not a curated record. The coding region runs from base 138 to 776 and encodes 212 amino acids. Gene Ontology annotation, molecular function: GTPase activity; GTP binding. NCBI's taxonomy places the organism in Eukaryota, Fungi, Ascomycota, Sordariomycetes, Glomerellales, Glomerellaceae. Gene Ontology annotation, cellular component: Golgi apparatus. Gene Ontology annotation, biological process: Golgi to plasma membrane protein transport; intracellular protein transport; protein localization to Golgi apparatus.